ACACCAGUGUCAGCCAUACAGGUAGAAAUGGGGGAAUUGCCACUAGAGUUAAGAAGGAAGCAGUUGAUGGCUAACUAUUGGGCAGGGUUACAAGGGCAUAAUAAUUCACAUCCCACUAAGGCAGUAUUGCAGGAGAGUUGGGAGAAUGGGAAGAAUCUAAAGGACAAUUUUGGUCGGAUUGGAAAUGUUGUAGCUAAAGAAUUAGAAGUGUUUCAUUUGAGGAUAAGUUCUACGGUAGUCUAUCCAGAGAUUGCUCCGUGGAAGCUCUUCUGGCCUGAGGUAGACUGGUUUGUGCUAGAGGAAAAAAGGAAGGCAAAGGAGGAUAUUAAUUUGGAAAGAGUGUUUAAGAAUUGGGUACUGGAAAAAUAUAAUGAAUAUAUAAAGAUUUAUACAGAUGGUGCUAAGAACCCAGAGACAGAAGUAACAGGAUUGGGGGUGGUGUUACCAGAUAGAGGUAUAGGAGUAAAUAGAAGAACAUCUGAUAAGUUAGGGGUUUACACAGUGGAAAUGCUGGCCAUGUUAAUAGCAUUAAGAUGGGUGGAAAAGACAGGACAGGACAAAGUUUUGAUAUGCUCAGAUUCGGCAUCAGCUCUAGCUAGUCUAAGGUCAUUCUAUUCUAAAAGUCGUCAAGAUAUACUGUUUGAAGUACUCCAGUCAGUGACAAGAAUAGUAAAUCAAGGAAGACAGGUGAAAUUUAUAUGGGUCCCAGGUCAUGUAGGGAUAAAGGGGAAUGAAAUGGCAGAUAAAUUAGCAAAAAGGGCAUUAACAAAAGGAAAAAUAGAAAUGCAAGUAAGUGUUAGCAAAGCAGAGGUUAAAAGUGUAAUAUGGGAGAGAAUAAAUCAAAAGUGGCAAGAGAGGUGGGAUGGAGAAGGGAAAGGUAGGCACUUAUAUCAAAUCCAAAGGGAAGUUAAACAUAAAAUUGUUGAUAGUGGAAAUCGGAGAGAAGAAAUUGUGUUAACUAGGCUAAGACUGGGACAUUGCUUAUUAAACAAAACACUUAAAUUGAUAGGGAGGCAUGAUACUGGACUGUGUGAGGGUUGUCAGGAAGAGGAGUCAGUAGAGCAUGUGGUCUUGAGAUGCAACGGGUUUGGAGCACAGAGAGAGGUGAUGAGGAAUGAGCUAAGGGAGAUAGGGGUUCAGGAUAUUACAUUAAAAGGAUUAUUGAGCACAGAGCAUAGGGCACAGACCAGAAUUCUUAUAAACUUUUUAAGAGUAACUGGGGUUUUUUAUAGGAUAUGAAGAGUUAAAGGAAUAGUGAGAAGGUGGCGGUAAUGCACCAAUACGCUGGAUGC
Messenger RNA from Sinocyclocheilus rhinocerous, 1292 nucleotides. RefSeq lists its product as uncharacterized. NCBI's taxonomy places the organism in Eukaryota, Metazoa, Chordata, Actinopteri, Cypriniformes, Cyprinidae. Gene Ontology annotation, molecular function: RNA-DNA hybrid ribonuclease activity; nucleic acid binding. The coding region runs from base 28 to 1239 and encodes 403 amino acids. Gene Ontology annotation, biological process: DNA replication, removal of RNA primer. The record is from RefSeq and is a predicted model, not a curated record. The transcript has 2 exons.